AUGUCCACCAUGUCCACCCGCUCCGCCUGGCGAGCUCUGCACUACAGUGCCAAGCGUCGUGCCUUCCAACCCACGACCGCAUACCGCUGUUUCUCAUGUUCCACCCGCAGCAAUGAGCAGAAGCCCGAACAGGAUCGCAUGACACACUUUGGCUUCACCAACGUGCCCGAAUCCGAGAAGGAGUCACGAGUCGGCGCCGUCUUCUCCUCCGUCGCAGCCUCCUACGACCGCAUGAACGACCUAAUGUCUCUCGGCAUCCACCGCCUCUGGAAAGACCACUUCGUGCGCUCCCUGAAUCCAGGCGCGUGUCUGCCCGCACUCACAGCCGACCAACGCGGCUGGAACAUCCUCGACAUCGCCGGCGGGACCGGCGACAUCGCCUUCCGAAUGCUCGACCACGCCACCAACGUAAACCACGACAUGGACACGCGCGUGACAAUCAGCGACAUCAACGCCGACAUGCUAGCUGAGGGACGUAAGCGCUCCCUCGACACACCCUACUACAACACGUCGCGGCUGAGCUUUGUCGAAGCGAACGCGGAGCACAUGCCGCACAUCCCCGACAACUCGGUGGAUCUGUACACGGUUGUGUUUGGGAUCCGGAAUUUCACGGAUAAGCAGGCGGCGCUGAAUGAGGCGUUCCGGGUGCUGAAGCCGGGUGGUGUGUUUGCUUGUAUGGAGUUUAGUAAGGUUGAUAAUCCGGUUCUGGAUGGGAUUUAUAAGAGGUGGAAUUUUAGUGCGAUUCCGCUUAUUGGGCAGGUUGUUGCUGGGGAUCGUGAUAGUUAUCAGUAUCUUGUUGAGAGUAUUGAGCGGUUUCCUAGUCAGGAGGAGUUUAGGGGGAUGAUUCAGAAGGCUGGGUUUUUGAUUCCCGGGCAAGGGUAUGAGAAUUUGACUGGUGGCAUCGCUGCUAUUCAUAAGGGGAUUAAGCCGAGGGCUUAG
This is a messenger RNA of Penicillium bovifimosum, 939 nucleotides long. Its product is annotated as class I SAM-dependent methyltransferase. Gene Ontology annotation, biological process: ubiquinone biosynthetic process. The transcript is spliced from 2 exons. Lineage: Eukaryota; Fungi; Ascomycota; Eurotiomycetes; Eurotiales; Aspergillaceae. Gene Ontology annotation, molecular function: methyltransferase activity. The record is from RefSeq and is a predicted model, not a curated record. Bases 1 to 939 code for a protein of 312 amino acids.